Pelmatolapia mariae (spotted tilapia) is the source of this 3073-nucleotide messenger RNA. RefSeq names its product SPT7 like, STAGA complex subunit gamma (gene supt7l). Bases 121 to 1425 code for a protein of 434 amino acids. The record is from RefSeq and is a predicted model, not a curated record. The transcript is spliced from 5 exons. Gene Ontology annotation, molecular function: protein heterodimerization activity; transcription coactivator activity. Gene Ontology annotation, cellular component: SAGA complex. Lineage: Eukaryota; Metazoa; Chordata; Actinopteri; Cichliformes; Cichlidae.
CUUUUCCUCCAAGGACGAAAACCCUUAGUUUCCUGUUCAGCUUUCUUCAACAUUCAAUCAACAGCAGACGUUUCCUCCAUCCCAGGUCUCAACUGCAGUCUAUAUUCUCCUUGUGUCGUCAUGAUGCGUUACUGGGGUGAGAUCCCGGGGCCUGCGGGGGCUCCUCCCAGUCGCAGUUCCUUUGACUUGCUCCAGCGUGAGUUUCGCUCCGUGGAGAUGCAGGACCCUCCCUUGCACCAGCCCUCUGCACAGCGGCCACGGCCCACCACAAUGCUUGAUAUCCCCUCUGAGCCGUGCAGCCUCACCAUCCACACAGUGCAGCUGUGCCAGCACGUUCGCCGUCUCCGAGGUCUUCUGGCAGCAGCCCAAGCCCAAUCUCAGGGUCAGAGCUCAACAUCCUCCGAGGGUGGCAGCAAGCUGGACGAGGCUGAUACCAACCUGCCGUUACGCCCUCCCACCCCACCUGUUAUGCCAGAUGACCUGCUACCUGUGGAUAGCAAAGCCCCCCGACAGCCCUUUCAGCUCCGCCACAGCGACCCUGAAAGUGACUUUUAUAAAGGUAAAGGCGAACAGGUCACAGAACUGAGUUGGCCCUCCUGUAGGCAGCUACUGUAUCAGUCUGUAGCGACCGUCCUGGCCCAUGCUGGCUUCGAAUCUGCUCAGGAAAGCGUCCUGGAGACGCUCACGGACCUGGUCCACGAGCAUUACCUGCGUCUAACCCGCCUGCUGCGGGUGGCAGUGGACAGGGAGGCUCGACUUGGAGCCAGUCCCUUCCCAGAUGUGGUGGAGCAGGUGUUCCAUGAGGUGGGAAUUGGCAGCGUCCUGGCCUUGCAGCGAUUCUGGCAAGUGAGGAUCAAGGACUAUCACAGCUACAUGCUGCAGCUCAGUAAGGAUCUAUCAGAGGAAUACGAGCGAAUGGUAAAUCCAGAGAAAGCUCUUGAGGACUCCAAGUCCCCGAAGAUCAAGGUGGAGGCCAUGAGUGACAUUCCCUUCCCUGUUAGUGAGGAGCCUGAGGCUGACUUGGCCUCCGGGGACCAGGCUUUGCCAAUGGGGGUCCUUGGUGCCAAUGCUGAGAGGCUGGCUUCAGGGCUGGAUGGAGACCAUUCUCCUCAUACCUCAGGUGGCGGUGUGACAAACAACUCCCCUCUGUGGCCUCAGGUAAAAGUGGAGCCACAGGACGGCGAGGAAGGCCAAGCUUCGGCUCACCAUCAUCAUCACCACCACCAUCACCACCACCACGGGGUCCUGGGCGGAGAUGUGUUUGAGGACGGUGGGCCCAUGUCCACCAUGAGUGAGUCAGGAGGAGUAAUGGGGCCCUCACCCGGAGGGGUGGGAUCUGAUGGAAGCUAUGCUUCACAUUCGCCCGACUCCAUGAUGGUUGACGAUUUUGACCAGAGACCCAAGAAACGGACAAAGAAGAUGUGAGGCUGUUUUGGCAGAGAAACUGACUCUGAGCCAAAGUGCUGAAACACACCAGUGUUAAUCUGACAAGAGUGCUGAACUCAUGGUGGAAGGCGGGGUUUUUGUAGUUCUUUGUUUUUACUAAAUAUAUUAAUGGAGUUAAUCACCAAAAGAAUAAACAUCUUCUGGGGAACCAGCUGCACUAAUUCUGAUCAUGGAGUGUUUUUCACAAACAAAUCUAUAAGGAGUUAGUCAACAGUUAGCUUAAUGAACAGGAAAAGGAAAAACUAUGAAGCUCUAAUACAAAUUGUUUAGUUGAACAACUUCAUAAUUCAGCUGCAGGGUUUGUUUUCCCGAGCCAUUAAGACUCUUGCUCCCCACACACCAAUUAUUACCAUUUCCAUUCAUUAUCAUUAAAAGAUGCUCUAAAAAGAGAAAAUCCUUGUUCUCGUGAGCAUGUCUCUGCAUGCGAUUAUGAUGUGUUCUCAACUUUCCCUGCUUCGGUUCACUUUACGCGUGGCCCGACAGAGUGGAACGAUCUGCACACACCUCACACACCUGUCAACCUGAAGCCGCUCCGCAGAAUUAGCAUCUGUUUCGGUAAUGAGGCCAACCUGUGAAUGCAACACCAGAGGCAAUUAUGGGUUGGUUGUGUGCAUCGCGAAGGGCGACAUCAAUCCAGUCUUAAUGGCAAAUUAAUUAGGCCAUGCAUAAUUUUGCAUGUUCAAUGAGCAGGCCUGUUUGAAUACAUGUGGUUUGCUUUUGUGUGGUCCUCUUUGGUUUUUACAAUUAGCCAGGUAAUUGUCUGUGCCUCAGGUAGGUCCUGAUGGGGGUCAUAACUAUUGAUAUUCAAUUAGCUGCAUCUAUUGAUUGAUGUUUGAUUUGUUUUCUGCAGUUGAAUGUGUCUGACUGCACAAAACAGUCUUCCAACUUAUGAGGGAGCUAUAAGAAUUGUUGUCAUUAGGACAUGUCACCAUGUUUUACUAACGUUAUAUGGAUUAGCUUCUGCUCUGAUGUUCUGCUGGUAAGCUUCACAGAUCACAUCAGGUUACCAGCGAAUAAAAUACAAUGAAUCCAUUCAAAUAAUACAAUUUCCCCAGAUACGAGGGCAAUCCCAAAGUAAGGUCUCCUAUUGUUUUCGAAAUACAAACAACCGUUUAUUUUCCAUAAUAUUUUCAUCAUUUUAAAGCUUGAAGACUUUUUGUCUACAUAAUCGCCAUUUUGGUCGAUACAUUUUUGUAGACGCUGUGGCAGUUUUACAAUACCCAUGUCAUAUGGAAGAUUUUGGAGAAUGCUAGCGCCCUUGCUCAGCAUUCCUCUUCUCCGGUUCUGAAAUGGGCUUCUGAGUUGAGAGUGAGAAAGUCAAUCAACAGUACACCUUUCGUUCCCCAAACACAGUUGCGCACCGGCGCACUGUGCGUGCAAGCAUUCUCCACAACACCGCGCGUCCAAACGUCGCCCGUCAAACUGUCGCUCUCCUGCAAAACCUUGGAACUUCAUCGCCCACCCACCCUACAGUUCGGACUUCGCACCCAGUGAUUAUCACCAGUUCCCAGAGUUGAAAGAACAUUUGUUCGGAAGGCGAUUCUGCGGCGGCGGCGAGCAGGCAGGUACGACAUGGGCAUUGUAAAACUGCCUACAAAAAUUUCUACAAAAAUGCAUCGACCGAAAU